AUGGAGUAUCUGAUCCGGUUCGCGCAGCAGCACGAAUCCUUUCGUCUACCAGAAAUCCAGGCCCUGGCCACUCUCGCCGGCAUCGACCUGGAGGUCAUCUCCUACAAUGACUACGUACCAUUCUUUCCAAAGACAUAUACGAGCUCUGGGGACAAGGCAGCACCUAUGACGAGGUGCACGCCGACGUGCGGCGCCGGACGCCGCAUCUGUGGACCCAGUACCAAAAGACACCCCUUUGCAUUCUACGUCGAGUGCUUCGCCGGAAAACGGAGUCAUUCCGCCAAGAUGGAAAUUAUCAAGUCAUUCUCCUAUGUCGGCUUCACGGGCCCGAUCCGGCUCAAGAAUCCGGAUCAGCAGUGGUGGGUGAUGGAGGAGUACGUGUCUGACGUGGAAGCCGCCGCAGUUGAGGACAUAUCACAAUCUCCUGAACCGAGGAAGAUAUAUCUAGGCCGCAAGAUCGCGGAGGGGAAUCGCAGCGCCGUUGACAAGUAUGACUUGAAGAAGCGAAAAUACAUCAGUACGACCUCCAUGGACGCAGAGUUGAGUCUAGUCACGGCGAAUAUGGCGCACGCCGCGCCGGGGAAGCUCUUUUUCGAUCCGUUCGUCGGAACAGGCAGCUUUAUAGUCUCCGCUGCGCAUUUCGGGGCUCUCACGCUGGGAUCGGAUAUCGAUGGUCGUGCGUUCCGCGGGAAGGCGGGCGAGCGCAAGGAUGAAAUGUGCCUGCUGCAGAACUAUCGGCAGUAUGGGCUCAUGAGCCAGUUUGUCGACGCGUUCAUUUCGGAUCUUACGAAUAGCCCGCUGCGUAGGGCGCAGUUCCUCGAUGGAGUUGUUUGUGAUCCGCCGUAUGGCGUUCGUGAAGGGCUGAGGGUUUUGGGAAUGAAAGAUGGGCGCGGCAAGCAACCCGUUUAUAUCGAUGGUGUUCCUGCUCACUAUCGUCCGGGAUACAUCGCUCCCAAAAAGCCGUACGGGUUUGAGGCACUGCAGAAUGAUAUCUUGGACUUUGCUGCACAGACUCUAGUCAACGACGGCCGUCUGUCGAUGUGGAUGCCAACUGCCAACGACGAAGACGUCGAGUUCCCGAUUCCCAUGCAUCCGAAUCUGGAGGUGCUCAGUGUUUCUGUUCAGCCGUUUAAUAACUGGUCCCGCCGACUCAUAACCUACCGUCGUCUUCCGGAGGGAGAAGUGUCUGAUGUGUCAUUGGCUCGAAGCAAAGCUGAUGGCCUGGGAAUGAGUGCCGAUGAUCUCAAUGCAUUCCGACGGAAGUUUUUCAACAGAAAAUAA
Molecule: messenger RNA, 1281 nt
Organism: Penicillium lagena
Lineage: Eukaryota; Fungi; Ascomycota; Eurotiomycetes; Eurotiales; Aspergillaceae
Product: tRNA (guanine-N2-)-methyltransferase
Exons: 5
Coding region: 1-1281 (426 amino acids)
Biological process (GO): methylation
Cellular component (GO): cytoplasm
Molecular function (GO): nucleic acid binding
Source: RefSeq, a predicted model, not a curated record